Molecule: messenger RNA, 2317 nt
Organism: Dermacentor albipictus
Lineage: Eukaryota; Metazoa; Arthropoda; Arachnida; Ixodida; Ixodidae
Source: RefSeq, a predicted model, not a curated record
UAGUGUGCUCUCUGCCCUAUGCGGCGCACGCUUACGGCUGAAGCCGCGCAUGUCGCCGGAGCCGGAGGCCGCUAGGGGCGCUGGAGCUAGUUCCACCUGAAGACCCGUGCCAGCGCGUGCGCUCCCGUCACUGCCAUUCGCUUGCUGCAGCCUGUACACGAGAAUGUGAAUCGACUUGAUUUUGAUUGUUUUUGUGAAGUGCAACGUUCGUAGACUUGUGGAGGUGGUGGUAGUGACUUGUAGAAACAGACUGGUUUAGCGUAGACUUGUCUCUGCAACGUCCUCGGACAGCCUUUGUGUUCGUUCUGUGGUGCGCUAAGCAACUAUGCCUAGUCGCCGGCGCAAUUACUGUUUUGCACCAGGGUGCCGGACAGGCUAUAGUCGAGUGAAAGACUCGCCGAAGGCGUCUCUUUUCAGCGUCCCACAAGACGAAGAAAGGAGACAUCAGUGGGAAAGAAACUUACACCGUGAAGACAAGAAGCUUGACCAGACAUGUGCCGUGUGCGAAUUGCACUUUGAACCGCGUUAUAUAAUCAGGGACUUCGUUCACGUCGUUAACGGCAAAGAGGUACGCAUUCCGCGUACGAAGCCAACAUUGGCAGAAGACGCUGUUCCGACGAUUCUUCCGAAUCUCCCUGCGUACCUCACCAAAAAAACUCCGAAACCUAGGAGCAAGCGAAAGCGGCAAGAAUCUGAACCGUCGAGCAGCAGCAAGAAAGCUUGGAGCACGCCUUACGAGCCGUUGUCCGUAAAUAACUCGCAUGACCAGUCGUCGCCCGAGAAUGUUGACCUACUCAGCGCUAACGAAGUGACACUAGCAGCAGCUAGCUCAUCUGCGGUACAAAACAGUUUAAAGUUUUUAUUAGAACUGAAAACUCCGUCAAAAUACUGGACAAAACACAGCUUCCCAAACCUAGAUGGAGUACUCUAUUGCACUUCAGUAUUGUAUGAGGAAGCGACCGUCGUAUCCGAAAAAGUAGUUAUGUUUGUCUGUGACAGGCUACCUGACGUCUACGCAAAAAUGUAUGUCAGAGGGCGACUAAUCGAAGAAAGUUGCUUGAGCUCUUUGGAAGAAGCAGGAAACUUGCUAGAAAAAGCAGAAGCCACCGAACUUUGUGUUGGAGCCCUGGAUGCUGAUGAUUACUGUCCGGCCUUCUUGACGGCAGGUAUUAAGAGUCAGCUGACACUAAAGCAGGGAACAUACUUCAACAGCAAAUGUCUCGGCACAGUUCCAAACAAAGGAGGGCAGUGCAUCCCGUGCAAGUACUUGCGCAAAGUGCUUUUGAAUAGACAAUCAAGAGUGAAACGAGCACCUUCCAAGCCAAUGCGAACCAUGGUUCAGCGGCUGAAAUGUGCAGCACAGAGAAACAGGCGCCUUGGCGCACGAAUUGCUACAAUGAAAAGAGACAUUGACAAGAUGCAAGUGCUAAAUGCUUCCCUAGAUGAAGAAACUGUUAAUGAGCGGAUUUCUGAACUCCCUCAGAAGCAACAAGAGUGUGUUAGACAAUGUUUUGCAGCAGCAAAAGUAAAGAACAAAGGCAUUCGUUACAGCAAAGCGUGGAUUUUGGAAUGCAUAAUCAUGAAGAUGAAGAGCUCCCGCCUGUACAACCACAUUCGGGAUAACAAAAUACUUGUACUUCCAAGCAAGUCCACUCUGAAGCGUUACAUGGCUGUUUACCGGUCUGCCUUUGGGUUUAGCAAAAAGGUUUUACAACAGCUUAAAGAAAAGACUCGAGAUAUGGACACCUUCAGGAAGCAUGGUGGCCUGCUUGUUGACGAGCUAAAGCUUUCGGAACACAUGUGUGUUAAAACAUCAGGUCACAUUGAAGGUUUUGUGGAUUUAGGAGACUAUACUUCAUCCACAGACCAGGGCGUGAAGUCAGACCACGGGAUGGUUAUCCUGUUUGUGCCAUUUGUUGGCAAGUGGAGUCAAGUAAUUGGCACAUUUGCCACCAGUGGAAAUAUGAAGGGGGACUUGCUAGCCCAGGUAAUUGUAGAAGCCACAAUCUUAACUGAGAACAGCGGGCUUUUUGUGGAUUUUGUAACUUGUGACGGCGCCACUUGGAAUCGACGCAUGUGGAGAAUACUAGGUGUCCGAGGAGGAGCAAGCAAUGUGAAAUGCGGAGUGAAGCAUCCCAUUGACGAUAGUCGCAACCUAUACUUCAUAUCCGAUUUUCCUCACCUGAUUAAAUGCUUGAGGAACAGCCUGCUGAAGUGCCCCUUCAAUACACCAGAUGGACAUGUUUCUAUGCAGCCGAUCAGACAGGCUUUCAAUAUUGACUCCAGUAGCGUGACACUUAAGGCCAUGCCAGGCAUC